AUGGUAGUAAGCCCUCUCUUUCUCGAGCCAGUAUCCUGCGCACCUGUGGAAACUCGCCUCGCAGCUAUACGCGCUGCUCUAUCUGAAGGCUUCUCUCCCAACGAACUGGACCGGCGCCCCCGCGGCGUAGGUCGCCCACUGGACUGGGCGAUCGAGGAUGGCGCUGCCGCCGAUUACGCCCAUCUCAAGCAAAACCUCCCAAUUGUCCAUCUACUCCUUGAGGCCGGAGCUGAUCCCAGGCUUCCUUCUAGGCAUCCUUUUGGCUGGUCGCCGAUUGAUUCCCUGGAGGCUUGGUUCAAGCAAUAUAAGAUCAGACCGCAGGACUUCCCACCGGAGGUUUUGGUGUUGAAAUCGUUCUACGAGAAGGCACUGGAAGCUAUGAAAAGGGUUGCCGAUGAGCUUGACGCAAAAGAAGUCGCUGAAGCCGCCAGAGAAGCUCAGAAGGAGGGCUCGUUGUUUGUGAAGAAGUAG
Messenger RNA from Alternaria postmessia, 471 nucleotides. RefSeq lists its product as uncharacterized. Bases 1 to 471 code for a protein of 156 amino acids. NCBI's taxonomy places the organism in Eukaryota, Fungi, Ascomycota, Dothideomycetes, Pleosporales, Pleosporaceae. The record is from RefSeq and is a predicted model, not a curated record. The transcript is spliced from 3 exons.